Messenger RNA from Daldinia childiae, 1086 nucleotides. RefSeq names its product Mitochondrial nuclease. The transcript has a single exon. NCBI's taxonomy places the organism in Eukaryota, Fungi, Ascomycota, Sordariomycetes, Xylariales, Hypoxylaceae. Gene Ontology annotation, cellular component: nucleus; mitochondrial inner membrane. Gene Ontology annotation, molecular function: RNA endonuclease activity; metal ion binding; single-stranded DNA endonuclease activity. Gene Ontology annotation, biological process: apoptotic DNA fragmentation. Bases 1 to 1086 code for a protein of 361 amino acids. The record is from RefSeq and is a predicted model, not a curated record.
AUGUCAAAAACCACGUUAGCAGUUAUCGCAGCGGCAAGCGCAGGAGCCGGCGCCGCUAUUACAGCUACCAUGUACUCGUUACGAUCAGAUCGUAAUCUAGAAAGCAAGACUAUAUCCACAACGACGACUACCGUCUCGACCUCACCUACGGCGGGAGGAUCCGCACCGAUUCCUAUCCCAGCCAAACAAAUAUUUACUCCUCCGAACCAACAAGUUGCGCAAACAGGCUUAUCGACCUCAGCCCCCGCGGCCGUGAACCUCUUACCGGUCGACCCGUCCGGCCUCUUCGAAUAUGGCUUCCCAGGUCCGGUAGCCGAUAUCGCGACGCGACAAGCGUUGGUCUCUUCGUUCGACCGCCGACUGCGUAACCCGCACUGGGUAGCAGAGCACAUCACGCCGGCGUCACUAGCAAUCCGAGACGGCGACCGCAAACACAGCACAUUCUUAGAGGACGAAGCCGUGCCUGAAAAGUUCCGCGCGCGUCUAAAGGACUACUUCCGCUCGGGCUACGACCGAGGCCACCAAGUCCCCGCGGCCGACGCGCGCUGGAGCCAAACCGCCAUGGACGAGACCUUCUUCCUGAGCAACAUGUGCCCGCAAGUGGGCGAGGGCUUCAACCGGGACUACUGGGCGCACUUCGAAGACUUCUGCCGGGGCCUGACAUCGCGAUAUCCCAGCGUGCGCGUCGUCACGGGCCCGUUAUAUCUACCCAAGCGUGACCCUACAGACAACAAGUGGUACGUGCGGUACGAAGUAAUCGGCAACCCGCCCAACGUAGCGGUUCCGACACACUUCUACAAGGUCAUCUUCGCAGAGGACGGAGCUGUCGGCGGUAACGUCGCCAUCGGCGCCUUCGUACUGCCCAACGCGCCCAUCCCCAACGAGAAACCCCUCACAGACUUCGAAGUCCCCGUCGAAGCCGUCGAGCGCGCCAGCGGCCUCGAAUUCGCCACCAAGCUCCCCGCCCAGCGGCGCAAGCGCCUCUGCACGGAGGCCACCUGCGCCCUCGUCAUCAAAGACUACGCCAACCGGCAAAAAGCAUUUGCGAAGCCCCAGGGCUCUUCUUCGGCUGUCGCGAAGCGCUAG